This is a messenger RNA of Nematocida homosporus, 1239 nucleotides long. RefSeq lists its product as uncharacterized. The transcript has a single exon. Bases 1 to 1239 code for a protein of 412 amino acids. The record is from RefSeq and is a predicted model, not a curated record. Lineage: Eukaryota; Fungi; Microsporidia. Gene Ontology annotation, molecular function: protein binding.
AUGGGUGGAAAGGUCAGCUACAUCAAUAAGGCACAUUCCGAACAAAAGAUCUUCUCCUUGGACAUAGGCCGUAAAGACUUACAGAAAAUCCCAGAAGAAGUCUUUUCCUCAUCAGCACUAAACUGGCUUAUCGUAUCUAAUAACAAGAUUAGAGAAGUUCCCAAUGAAAUCCGGCACAUGACCAACCUUACUCGGCUGGCCCUUAAUGAUAAUUGGAUUGAACGGGUUUCAGAAGAAAUGGGGGAAAUCACAAACCUUACCUGGGUUGAUUUAACAAGGAACAGAUUACAAGAUCUGCCCGACUCGUUAGCCAACUUAAAAAACAUCGCCGGUUUAGGUCUCAGUGAAAACCGCUUUGAAAAGAUCCCUAAUUGUGUCUUUGGCAUGAAGUCACUUUGUAAGUUCGGCUUCUUUAGCAACAAGCUUCGGGCCGUACCCCCUGAAAUUGCUCUCCUCCAAAAUCUAACCAAGAUUGAUCUAAGCAAUAAUGAUAUUGUCACUAUCCCCAAAGACAUUUGCCGCCUUUCCAAACUUGUCUGGCUCAAUCUCAGUAAUAAUAAGAUCGCUAGUUUACCCGAAGAAAUGGGUCGGCUCUACCACCUACAAGAACUAGGACUGGGUAAUAAUGCCCUCAAAAGACUCCCAAAUCUUGGUGCCCUUAAAAAGCUUACCAUUCUCCCAGUAUAUCGCAACCAACUAGAAGAACUAGGCGAUUGGGUCUGUAAGCUAGAAAAGGUCGAAAAACUCGACUUCAGCAACAAUCAGCUCAAAACAAUUCCCCAGGGUAUCUUUGCUCUCAAAAACCUCAAGUAUAUCAACGUCAAAAACAACUUUUUAGAAGAAAUUGAUAUCAAAGGUGCCGAAUCGGGUAAAUCCCUAAUUGAAGUGAUUGAUGUCAGUGAAAACCGACUCAAACACAUUCCUUAUAAGUUCUUUACUUCCUUCCCAGCCUUAGCCACCCUCCGAGCAGGCGGGAAUCCCUAUGAAGAAGAAAAAGCCAUCUCCCCCUUGAAAUGCCCCAGUUUACAUCAACUGUGUGCUCUCUAUAUGCCCCCAACCGCCUUCCUACACCGAACUACUUCCACUGAGGCCAGUAGGGGUGAAUGGUGUGAUGUUUGCAAAAGAUGGUUCAUUUACGAACCACGCACCGUCCUUAAGAAACAGAGUUCAUUAGAUGGUCGGAGGAUAAUUGUAAAAAAGGUGCUCUGCUCCUUUAUUUGUCAGCAGUACAGCAGCUAA